GAUCAGUCCCUCCACUGCUGCUCCGACCUCCGUCUGGCGACUACCGCGGCGGUGGGGGGCUUGUUUUGAUUAAAGUUGACGGAUCUCUCUCUCUCUCUCCUCCUCCCUCAUGUGUUAUAACUCUUCACCGCUGCCUCGAAAUCCAGGAUGUUUCGUGCACUUUCCGUGGGUUUGAAGCGGCCGACUGUUGUUCGCAUCCACCGGAGGAGAAGUAAACUUUGGGAAUAAAGCGAUCUUAGAGCGGAGAGGAGCAACUUUUUCCCCCCGCCGCGGCUCCGGCGGUCCACGGGCUGACCUAUGCUAAGCUAACCCCCGCUAGCCCCGAGUCUGGAAUGCGACUGAAACCCGUGGUGAAAGUGUAGAGCCGAGCAGGAGAAAGUCACACCGCUCUCCAUGAGGACAAGGGGCGACCUUCGGAGUGAAACCUUCCCCCGCGGAGCGUCGCUUUCUCGGGUCGGAGCGGGCGCUGCAGGUGCACCUCCGGCGGCACCUGUUAAAACUCGGUGACUUGGCUCCUGUCGGCGGGGAGCUAACUUUAGCUCGUCCUCGUUAGCAUUGUUGGGGAAGUUACUUGGUUUUAUCCACCUGUUUCAGCGUCGGCCCGUCCAGUGGGGGGGUGGCUUUAGCGGCUAACCCCCGCUAGCUGGGUAUUGACCCCCACACUUGCCUCGGAGUGGCGACGUGGAUCCGCGGAGGUAGACACACACACACACUCGCUCUCCCACAGGACUUUGGACACAGUUUCUAACUCUGCCCCGGGCUACGCAGGGAAAUCCCCUCCUGUUCUAGUCGGCGAAGUCUCAAUAGAUGCGACAGCAUGGGGAAUUUUACAAGCUACUUUUUGCAGUUUUAAAGUUUUCAUUUUGUCCUAAAAGCUCCGCACCCUAUGGUGCCGCUACGGCCACCGAGAAAUGGAUGUCUCGCAGGCCGCUUUCCCAAACGGUGAAGGGCGGCCGAGCGCCGGCGGCGGCGGGACCGGAACCCUGGGGCACGCUUGGACGGAGUCCCCCACGGUACGUGCGUGGGCUCACUCCGCCCCGCUGUGUCCCACUCGAUCCUUGUGGACGGCCGCGUACGACUACGAGGCCAGCGGCGAGGAUGAACUCAGCCUGAGACGCGGCGAUGUGGUGGAGGUCCUCUCGAAAGACGCCGCGAUCUCCGGGGACGAGGGCUGGUGGACGGGUAAAAUCAACCACCGGGUCGGGAUUUUUCCUUCCAACUAUGUCACCUACCAGCCCGCUAUCUACCGCCUGCCCGCAGCCGGCGGGGCUGUGGGGGUACGGGAGCGAGUCCCCAGCUCGCCCGUCCAGAUCCCCUUCAGUGAGCUGGUGCUGGAGGAAAUCAUUGGCGUGGGGGGGUUCGGGAAAGUUUACCGGGGCACAUGGAAAGACCAGGAGGUCGCGGUGAAGGCUGCUCGGCAGGAUCCCGACGAGGACAUAACAGCCACCGCCGGCGGUGUGAAGCAAGAGGCCAAGCUCUUCUCCAUGCUGCAGCAUCCCAACAUUAUUAAGCUGGAAGGGGUGUGUUUGGAGGAGCCCAACCUGUGCCUGGUCAUGGAGUAUGCUCGAGGCGGGACGCUGAACCGGGUGCUGACCGGAAGGCGCAUCCCUCCACACAUCCUGGUCAACUGGGCCGUGCAGAUCGCACGCGGGAUGCACUAUCUGCACGAGGAGGCCGUGGUACCUCUAAUCCACCGUGACCUGAAGUCUAGCAACAUUUUAUUACUUGAAAAGAUUGAAAAUGACGACAUCGGGAGGAAGACGUUGAAGAUCACAGAUUUCGGCCUGGCCAGGGAGUGGCACAAAACUACGAAGAUGUCCGCGGCGGGAACCUACUCCUGGAUGGCUCCGGAGGUCAUCAAGUCAUCUCUCUUCUCCAAAGGCAGCGACAUCUGGAGUUAUGGCGUCCUGCUGUGGGAGCUGUUAACGGGGGAGGUGCCGUACCGUGGAAUCGACGGGCUGGCCGUGGCUUACGGCGUGGCCGUCAACAAGCUGACUCUGCCGAUACCCUCCACCUGCCCCGAGCCCUUCGCCAAGCUGAUGGAAGAGUGCUGGGACCAGGACCCCCACGUGCGGCCCUCCUUCUCCUGCAUCCUGGAGCAGCUGUCGGCCAUCGAGGAGGCGGUGAUGGCCACCAUGCCGCAGGACUCCUUCCACAGCAUGCAGGACGACUGGCGUGUGGAGAUCCAGGAGAUGUUCGAUGAGCUCAGGACCAAAGAGAAGGAGCUGCGCUCCAGGGAGGAGGAGCUGACGCGAGCCGCCCUGCAGCAGAAGUCUCAGGAGGAGCUGCUGAAGCGGCGGGAGCAGCAGCUGGCCGAGCGCGAGAUCAACGUGCUGGAGAGGGAGCUCAACAUCCUCAUCUUCCAGCUCAACAAAGACAAGCCCAACGUGAAGAAGAGGAAAGGCAAAUUCAAACGAUCCCGCCUCAAACUGAAGGACGGGAACCGGAUCAGCCUGCCCUCAGACUUUCAGCACAAGAUCACCGUGCAGGCGUCGCCAUCCAUGGACAAGAGGCGCAGCCUCCACAGCACCAGCUCGUCGCCGCCCAGCAGCCCCACGCUCAUCCCGCGGCUACGAGCCAUUCAGCUGACGUCGCGCGUGCGGAGGGAUAGUUUGUAUGUUUACCAGCAGGAUGUUGAUCUGACCAGCGAGCUCUCGGCCGGCUCGGGGUUCAGGGGGAAAGUCACCCAGGACGAGAGCAACCGUACGUGGGGCCGCAGCUCCCUCUUCAGGCCGGAGGAGUUCGACGACGUCAAGAAGGGAAUCAAGAAGAAAGGGAGGACCUGGGGCCCCAGCUCAGUGCAGAGCAAAGACCGGCCGGCUGCUGCUGAGAGAGUGCGUCCUCUGUCGGACGGCAGUAACCCCUGGUCCACCAGCCUGGUCAAGUCCCAGAAGUCUGUGCCUCUCGCCGCGCUGUUUGCUGAGCAAGCGGGAGCGGGAAAAGACGAGGCGUUCUCCCCGGACGGCCCCGACGUCAGCUCCAAACCAAAGCAGCUCAAGUUCCCCAACCAGGUGUACAUCGAUCUACCUCUGUGGAGGGACGAGCAGCAGCCUCAGGGCCCCGCCGGGCCGGGGGAGGCCGGCGGCCCGCCCGACACCCCGGACGACCCCUACACCACCACCUCCACCUCCUCCACCUCCACCACGCCGCAGCUCACCCCCACCAACAGCCUGAAGCGGGCGUCGGCCCGCCGCCGGACGGACUCGGUGCUGUACGGCUGCGGCUCGCUGCUCGCCUCCGUCGUGCUCGGCUACGACCUCCGGGAGGCGCUGAGGAGCCCCGGGGAGGACGGCGAGCCGCCGCGCGAGGAGAAGGAGAAGAAGAAGAAGGAGGGCCUGUUCCAGCGCGCCACGCGCUUCCGCCGCAGCACCUCGCCGCCCGGCGGCCGCCCCCGCAAGGACGAGGCGCCGCCGAGCCACGCCCCCGCCCCGCCCGUCAACCUGGUCUCCAUGUCGGCCAUCAUGGAGUGCAACUCCACCAAGUGCCUGCUGCAGCCCGAGGCCGACGCGGCGGAGCCCGGCACCGGGAAGGCCGAGAACGCCGCCGCCGCCGCCGCCGUCGAUCACCACGCGGAGCCGCCGAGGCCCGCCGUGGCCGGCCCGCAGAGCCUCAGCACGCCGGCGAAAACACAGACGCCGGCGCAAACCCAAAGCCAGCCGCCGGAGCAGAGCAACCACAACACGGGGACACGCCUCCGCAGGAAGAAGUACACCGUCAACCACAGCCUCAACGGGCCGCCCGCCCUGCCCCCGCCGGCCGCGCACAAGAAGCAGGACAAGAACGGAGCGGCGGAGAAGCCUGCCGGCGGCGGCGGCGGCGGCGGCGGAGGAGGAGAGGCCUUCUCCAGGCCGCGGCCGGUGUCGUUCCGAGCCAAGCCCCAUGCCUGGGCGCUGCUGCGCGGCCGCAACAAGAGCUACUCGCUGGGCCACUACUCCGGGGAGAAGGCGGCGCAGAGCCUGAACGUGGUGCUGGCGGCCGACUGCUCCCUGCUGGACAUGGACGCCGAGGGCCAGAAGCGGGACUGCACCGUGCCGCUGUGCCGCAUCCAGAGCUCCCCGGGCCGGCCCUCCGUCUUCGAGCUGGAGAAGGAGUUCCUGUCUUAGAGCCUCACGCACACACACACACACACGCACGCACACACACACACACACACAGUUACUGCCAGGCGUUCUUUGUAUUAGAAAGUAGAACUCUGCUGUGUCGUAGUUCCAGAGUCACAUCUUCGUAACGCCCGAGUCCCAGAAGGUUCAUGAUGCUCAGUCUACACACACACACACACUCAGACACACACACGGAACAUUCCAGAGCUGAUCAGCAGCUCGUCCCUCUGUGUAGCUGCCUCCUCUCUCUCUCUCUCUCUCUCCUCGUUCUGUCAGUGCAGCUCAACGUUGACCGCUGCUGCAGCUUCCUCAACACACUACCCUCACCUUUUUAUUUAUAUAUAUAUUUUUAUAGGUAAUUUAAUAUGAAGAGACUCCAGCUUCCCUUUAGCCACCAGCAGGACAUUUACAUUCCAUGUCAGUUUCAAAGCUGUGUGAUCACGCUUUUUAGAUUUUUUUUUUUUUUUUUUUUUUUUUUGUGACUUGAAAAUCAUGCAUGUACCCUUAAAAUGUUGAAGAAAAAGAAAAAGCUGAAAAAAAUGUACUAUGCCUUGUUUGUAAAUAUGAUUUUUACCCGCUGUCAGCCUAAUGCUGGCAGUCGUUUUGUAUUUUUUAAAAAAACAAAAGUGGAAAGCCGGCGUGCGGCUGGCGUCCUCGUUACACUCGGUACGUUUCCACCCCGAAGGUUUUAGAGAUGCGGGUAGAAACACGCUGGAAGUCCCGACCGGGCGGACGUGGGCUCUUCUCUUUUUAAAAGUCGUGGUCACGUGUUUUCUAAGAGUAUUUAUAGAGAUUUUUUUGUGUUUUGUUCUGUGGAGCUUCUUCCUGUCCUCAGCUCAGUGGACGGCGAACACUUGAACACUUACGACGGAGGAAUGGGCAAAAAAGGAAAAGUCUUAAUCUAAAACCGGCUCGGGAGCGUUUUCCUGUUAAAUCUCCACCUAAACCGGCCUGUACUGUAAACCCGACACAUCCGGUGCCUUAAACACAAACGGCUGCGCUGUUACGUUAAACUGCUCCGACACUGGUGGAGUUUUGGUUCAGUUUCCUUUUUAUAUGUACUUUUUAUUUUUUAAGCGAAGCAUGAGAGAAAGGCUUCUGUUGAGGAGAGGAUCAGCGUCCGCCUCCAGCCUCCGGACCCACGCCGGGUCCCGGGGUUCGCUCUGUUACCGGGGUUCAACCCCCACAUGCAGGAUCUGUGCAGCGUUUCAGAAGAAAAAUCCACCGUCGCUCGACCGACUCUCCCAGGAUUUCUCAGACGUGUCCCUCGCUCGCCGGCACAAAGACACGAAUUCCCAAACGGUGUAAAUAUAACUGUGAUUCUCCGGCGCGUCUCCGUACCACUGUGGCGUUUUCCGAUUAUUUAGAAUGUGAAGUUUUGACCACUUGACUUUCAGCCAGGUCCCACACUGCCGAGGCCUUACUAAUCACCAAGCUGCCCUUCUAAAGGUGUGUGGAAAUACCACCAGACACACACACUCACACACACACACACACACACACACAUCUCGCCAUCUUCAAACAAGCAUUCCUCCCAUCGAUUGGCAGCAUUCACAGCUUCUGUCUGCGGGACCAAAAUCACUAAAAUGAACUUCAGCUGCUCGUCAGGAGUGGGAAAAAAAAGCACGUUCCCCUCAGUGCUGCGGCGUCCGGACUUCCUGUUAAAACGUCAACACUUCCCUUUAAAAGAGCAGCAGGAAUCCCCGAACGCCGGCGUCACGCCGACUGCGUCAGGCUCAGCUGUGAGGAGACGUGCGUCAGUGAGUGUUUAUCAUUACAGUAUUGGUUUAUUUCACGCCUGAUUGAUCAAGAGUGUCAAGUUUAUCAACCUUUUGAAUAAAGUUGAAAUCAAAGACUAAAGUCGCCUCUGUUGUUCUUUCAAAGAUAAACC
Salarias fasciatus (jewelled blenny) is the source of this 5991-nucleotide messenger RNA. RefSeq names its product mitogen-activated protein kinase kinase kinase 21 (gene map3k21). The record is from RefSeq and is a predicted model, not a curated record. Gene Ontology annotation, biological process: protein phosphorylation. The transcript has 11 exons. Bases 912 to 4103 code for a protein of 1063 amino acids. Gene Ontology annotation, molecular function: protein binding; ATP binding; JUN kinase kinase kinase activity. Lineage: Eukaryota; Metazoa; Chordata; Actinopteri; Blenniiformes; Blenniidae.